Molecule: messenger RNA, 894 nt
Organism: Phaedon cochleariae (mustard beetle)
Lineage: Eukaryota; Metazoa; Arthropoda; Insecta; Coleoptera; Chrysomelidae
Source: the annotation of a GenBank genome assembly
AUGUGUUGCGAACCAGAACCAUCCAUCGACCAGCUAUUUUUUGACGCCAUGGAUAAUUUAAGCCAUGAAAAUAAGGUAAUGGAUAUUAAUCUAUUCAAAUAUAUUUUGAAACGAAAAGACAAAUUGAUCAAGGAAUUAUACGACAAAUUUGAUUUGAUGAGUGAACAAAUAACAUUAUUAAAGGAAAGAAAUGAAGAUCGACCGAAAACAGUUCGAAAAAACAAUGGAGCAAAAAAUGAUGAUAUCGUUGACGAUAAGCGCGAUAUUAUACCGGGAAAGGUAUCACCUGUUCCGAUGUCUGAAGGCGCCAAAUAUAGCGCUGUUGCCAGUUCUUCUCAAAAGUCUGCGAUUACUAAAACUGAUGUCGCAGCUGCACUAAUGCAGAUUAACACCGAACAGGCAUGUAAGGAAAUUAUGAAUUUGGAAAGGAAUAGUCAUCCAUCUGAAAUUCAAAAUCAGAAUGAAUGGAAAGAUGUAAAAAGGAAAAGACACAGAAAACACAUAAUCAUUGGAAGAAAUGACGAAAUCAAAAUAAAUGGAAAAGAAAUCAGAGGGGUCCCAAAAUUUGCCGACAUUCAUAUAUACAGGGUUGAUCCCAGAAUGACUGCUGAAGAAUUGAAGGAAAUUGUCAAAACACGGUUUCCUGAAGUGGUCGUAACAGCAUUAAAUUCGAAGCAUCCACAUCUCUAUAGUUCUUUCAAAGUUAGUCUUUACAACUAUAACUACCAGAAUGCAAUUGACCCAACAAUAUGGCCACAUGGUGCCCACAUACAGAGGUUUUUUCAACUGAAGCCCAGGAAUGCACCUCAUGGUGAUAAAACUGACGACACCCGAAAUAAAUAUGAAAAUAUUUUUUUAUACCCCCGCCCUUCCCAGCUGAUAUCAAAACCAUAG